Messenger RNA from Lactuca virosa, 1332 nucleotides. The record is from the annotation of a GenBank genome assembly. Lineage: Eukaryota; Viridiplantae; Streptophyta; Magnoliopsida; Asterales; Asteraceae.
AUGGAAGAAGCAAUCUGUUCAUCAAACCCGACCCAUAUUCCACCCUGGAAUCCUCCUCCACAGAUAACAGUUGUACCACCAUGUACAACUCCUUUUCUCCCGGUGACUGAAGACCUGGUCAACUUUAAGCAUAAAUUGAAGCAAUUGGAGACUGUGAUGUUUUCAGAUCUGUAUGAAGAUUUGGUUGGAAAUGGUGGAAUCGAGCUUCAAGACAUGGAAAUCUGGAAAGAAAUGGUGGAGGGUGUUCCAAAACGUGAUCUGAAACAGGUUCUAAUUGCGUGUGCAGAUGCAAUUUCAAACAACGAUUUCUCAACUGCCGGAAUUUUAAUAUCGGAGCUCCGGGAGAUGGUGUCAGUCGCCGGAGAACCAAUCCAACGCCUCGGAGCUUACAUGCUAGAAGGCCUCGUGGCUCGCCUCUCAGCUCAAAAAACUUCAUUAUGCAAUAGUGGGACCCACAACCUUUUAUCAUACACAAACAUGUUACAUGAAAUCUGCCCAUAUUUCAAAUUUGGUUACAUGUCAGCAAAUGGUGCGAUUGCCGAGGCAAUGAAGAACGAAAAGAAGGUCCACAUUGUUGACUUUCAGAUCGGUCAAGGAAGUCAAUGGGUCCCGCUAAUUCAAGCGUUUGCUGCCCGCCGAGGCGGGCCGCCCCGGAUCCGUAUAACCGCCUUCACCGACUCCAUGUCGGUAAACGUCGGUCAACGACUGUGUAAGCUCGCGAGAUCUUUCAAUGUCCCAUUCGAGUUCAAUUCCAUUUCCGUUUCCGUUUCCGAAGCCGGAGUUGACCAAUUCCGACUCCGGCCCGGGGAGGCUUUGGCGGUUAACUUCGCGUUUGUGUUACAUCACAUGGCGGAUGAAAGUGUGAGCACCGAAAAUCACCGGGAUCGGAUUUUACGGGUGGUGAAGAGUUUGAAACCGAAAGUUGUAACCCUAGUUGAGCAGGAAUCGAACACGAACACUUCCCCGUUUUACCCUCGGUUUCUUGAGGCUCUUGAUUACUAUAACGCGAUGUUUGAAUCGAUGGAUGAGAGUCUUCCAAGAGGGCAUAAGGAGAGGAUAAAUGUGGAACAAUAUUGUUUAGCAAAAGAUGUGGUGAAUAUAAUUGCAUGUGAGGGGAAUGAGAGGGUGGAAAGGCAUGAGCUACUUGGGAAAUGGAAGUUGAGAUUUAGGAUGGCCGGGUUUAACCCGUACCCGUUGAGUUCUUUGGUUAAUGGAACAAUUAAGACGUUGUUAAAGAAGUAUAGUGAGAGGUAUAGGCUUGAAGAAAGGGAUGGCGCUUUGUAUCUUGGGUGGAUGGAUAGAGAUUUGGUUGCUUCUUGCGCUUGGAAAUGA